Plasmodium relictum is the source of this 1866-nucleotide messenger RNA. RefSeq names its product myosin light chain B, putative (gene MLC-B). The transcript is spliced from 18 exons. The coding region runs from base 1 to 1866 and encodes 621 amino acids. The record is from RefSeq and is a predicted model, not a curated record. Lineage: Eukaryota; Apicomplexa; Aconoidasida; Haemosporida; Plasmodiidae.
AUGGAGAUUCUUCUAAAAGGAAACUUGAGUAAAAUUUUGCACAGAAACAAAAGAAAUACAUUUUGUUCUGAUGAUGAAGAACCCUUUAGUUCUCUUUUCAGAAGAACAAAUGUAUCCUUUUAUGAUGAUCUUGAUACAGAAGCAGUGUUUUUAUUAGAAAAGGAAAGUCAGUCAAUUGCUCGUACCAUGAGGAAUAAUAACAAAUAUAUUUCAUAUCAUGAUGAUAAGACAAUUCUACAUAAAAAAAAAAGACAGGAAUUUCAUAAAAUAGAUGAAAUUAUAAAUAAUAUUAAUUAUUUAGAUAGCCUAAAAAAAAGAGUAUACAAUAUUGAAUUUCAAAAUAUAUUAGAACCAUUAGGUAUAUAUGUACCCAAUAAAAAAACAGAAAAUAACAGUGAAAUAAAAAAUGAGAGAGUUUACAAAGAGAAAUUUGAAAUUCUAAAAAAAAAGUAUGAUAGUCUUAAGGAAAAUAUAAAUACAAGAAUAGAUCUUGAACUGAUUAAGUCUGGAGUAUUUUACAACAAAGAGGAUAUACAAGAUAUUUUUUACAUAACAAGAAAACAACAAUAUGAUAUUAAUACAAAAGAGAAUAUUAUAAAAGUUCAAAAUAGCGUCAUAGAAAACAUGGUAGAAAAUAAUAAAUUAAACAAAAAAAAGAUAAGAAUUAAUAGAAAGAAAAAUCAAAAGCUAACGGAAAUGUGUAAAUUUUAUUAUGAACAAAAUGAAAAAGCACAAAUGAAAUUAAGGAAGAUAAAGUACACAUUCCUUGAAUAUAGGAUAGCUUUAGAAAACAUCGUCUCAUGUUGUGAAAAAAUAGGAGGAGAUAAAAUUAUUUUAAUGGAUGGAAUAAAAUCAUGUAAAGCACAAACAGAUUUAUCCAAUGCAACAAAAAUAUUGAAUAUGAAGAAAAUUGAAGAAUUACAAAAUAACAUAAAAUAUUGCGAACAACAAAUAAAUAGUUUAAAACACAACUUAAAAUGUAAAUUAGAGGAAUUACAUAAAGAAUCAAAAGAAAAAAGUGAAGCUAAGAAUGAAACAUUAUAUUUUAAAGAAGAAUUAAUGAAAAAUAAUAACUUAUUAACAGAAGUAUUAGAAGACUUUCAUCAUAUGCUUUAUGAUGCUGAUAAUUUUCUUCAUAAAAAUGAAGACAUUAAUAGUUUUAAAACAUUAUUUAAUAAGAAGAAAAAAAAGUAUAAUGCGCUUGUAAAAAAGGCGUCUGAGAGAAAUAAAGAAUUAAAAAAGAGAGAAAAUGAAUUGAUUUUAGCAAAUAUUAUAAAAGAAAAAGAAUUAAAAAAACACGAAGAAUACUUGAAUGUGCAAAAAGAAGAGAUAAAAAAAAAAAAAGAACAGGAGAAAGUAGAAGAAGUAAAUCAAAAAGAGAAUGAAGAAGAGAAAAAAAAAAUGCAAGAGGAAGAGCAAAAAAAAAAUAAAGAAGAAGAUAUAACAGAGCAACAAAUAAAAGAAGAAACUUCCGGAGAAAAAAAGUUAAGAAAAAAAAAGAGUUUUACAUAUGAGGAAUGUAUAGAUAUUAUAUACAAAGCGAAUUUGGCAUUAACUGGAAAUAAGUUGAAUGAGUUAAAAAGUAUGGGAGAAGUAAGUAAAGAUGACUUAAUUAUUUUUAUUAAUUCAAUUGUUCUAAAUGAAGAGGAAGCACUUCAAAACAUGAUCACCUUUUUUGAAAUAUGGGAUGUUCAGAAAACUGGUUACAUGCAUAAGGAUCUACUUUUAUUUAUUUUAAAACAAUUUGGUGACAAUUUCACUGAAGAAGAAGUUAACUUUUUACGAAGAGAAUUAAAUCUAGCGAAUGGAUAUAAUAUAUAUUAUGUGGACUUAUUAAAAAGAUGGAUACAUGGAGAUGAAUUAUAA